CGACCUCGGAGCCGACGUGCCCUUGGCCUGCCUUCCGUUUCCGGGCUCUCAGCGAGGUGACUUCCGGCGGCGUGGCCGCAGCGCGCGGGGCUGGCGGGGACCCCGGGCCGGUGACCGGUAACAGGGCGGCAGGGACUGUGCUAGGCCUCUUGGCCAGGCCACCACCAUGUCUGACGUUCAAGAAGCCACUGACCAAUUCCUUGAUGUGAACCUGGGUGAGAAGGAGGGUUCUGUGGGAGUGACUGGAAGUGGCCUCCCUGGGGGGCCUGAGCCCCUGCAAGUCACCAUUGGAGCCACAGUCCCCACCGGCUUUGAGCAGACUGCGGCCGACGAAGUGAGGGAGAAGCUGAAGUCCACCUGCACAAUCAGCAAGGACCGGGGCAAGAUCUACUUUGACAUUUCAGUGGAAAGUCUGGCCCAGGUUCAUUCUCUGAGAUCUGUUGACAAUUUAUUCGUUGUGGUGCAGGAGUUCAAGGACUUCCAGUUCAAAAGCACCAAGGAAGAAGUUCUAAAGGAUUUUGAAGAGUUGGCUGGGAAGCUGUCAUGGUCAGAACCUUUAAAAGUGUGGGAACUGAACAGCAGCUUUAAGAAAAAAAAAACAAAACGCAAAAAGGUGACUCAGAAUUCAAAUAAAGAGAAGACUCAUGAUGGACAGGGAGACAAAAAGGACAAGAAGGGUGAUAAAAAAGAGUUUACUGGUGGUGUCUUAGAGCCCCAAAUCUUAGACUAUUAUGAAAAUCCAGCCAUCAAAGAGGAAAUCUCCACGUUGGUUGGUGACGAUUCGGUGUCUUGCCAAGAGGAGAAUGAUGAACGGGCCAAAGAAGAAAUGGAUCCUCAGGUGCUCAAGUUUCGCGUCACGUGCAACAGGGCGGGAGAGAAACACUGCUUUACCUCAAAUGAGGCUGCGAGGGAUUUUGGAGGUGCUGUUCAGGAAUAUUUUAAGUGGAAGGCUGACAUGACCAACUUUGAUGUGGAGGUUCUCUUGAACAUCCACGACAGUGAGGUGGUUGUGGGCAUUGCGCUGACCGAAGAGAGCCUCCACCGGAGGAACAUCACGCACUUCGGCCCCACGACUCUCAGAUCCACGCUCGCCUAUGGCAUGCUCAGGCUCUGUGCUCCUCAACCUGGUGAUAUAAUUGUCGAUCCAAUGUGUGGAACUGGAGCAAUACCAAUAGAGGGUGCUACGGAGUGGUCUCACUGUUACCAUAUCGCAGGGGACAACAACUCCCUGGCCGUGAACAGAGCAGCAAAUAACAUCUCAUCUCUACUGACCAAGACCCAAACUAAAGAAGGCAGAGCAUCCUGGGGCUUGCCCAUUGACGCUGCUCAGUGGGACAUCUGCAGCCUGCCCCUGAGGACGGCCUCCGUGGAUAUUAUUGUAACAGACAUGCCAUUUGGAAAGAGAAUGGGCUCCAAGAAGAGAAACUGGAAUCUUUAUCCAGCUUGCCUGCAGGAGAUGAGCCGUGUUUGCAGACCUGGAACAGGCCGAGCUGUGCUCCUUACUCAGGACAAGAAAUGUUUUACCAAGGCACUAUCUGGAAUGGGGCAUGUAUGGCGAAAGGUGCAUACAGUUUGGGUGAACAUUGGAGGUCUUCAUGCUGCGGUUUAUCUCCUGAAACGUACACCACAAGCAUUUGUUCAUCCUUCAGAGGACAGAGACAGAGGAGCUCGUUGGUGAUGCUGCGUCUGAAGGUGCUGGGUAGCAUCUGUGCUUCCCACACUGGCAAGGCCGGUGGAAGAACCUGCUGGGAGAGUAAGUGCGAUUUGCACUGCUAUGUUUAUAAGAAAGCAGAGCUUGUCUUUG
Ochotona princeps (American pika) is the source of this 1804-nucleotide messenger RNA. It is a transcript of the gene THUMPD3, whose product is annotated as THUMP domain containing 3. Gene Ontology annotation, biological process: tRNA methylation. The record is from RefSeq and is a predicted model, not a curated record. Gene Ontology annotation, molecular function: tRNA (guanine) methyltransferase activity; RNA binding. Bases 167 to 1678 code for a protein of 503 amino acids. The transcript is spliced from 10 exons. Lineage: Eukaryota; Metazoa; Chordata; Mammalia; Lagomorpha; Ochotonidae.